Molecule: messenger RNA, 1266 nt
Organism: Hydractinia symbiolongicarpus
Lineage: Eukaryota; Metazoa; Cnidaria; Hydrozoa; Anthoathecata; Hydractiniidae
Product: testicular haploid expressed gene protein-like
Exons: 10
Coding region: 231-1217 (328 amino acids)
Source: RefSeq, a predicted model, not a curated record
CCGUUAAAGGAUCUGGUAUUUAAGUAUGGUAUUGGUAUCUAAGGGAUACCAAUAAAUUUAGUAAUGGCGGUAGAAGAUGGUGAUCCCCAAUUCCACAUAGUGAUCGUGUCGUUCGUCGUGGUCAUUUUCAUAGCAUAUUUCGUUUUUGUUGUCACUGUAGCUAACUGAACUGAUUGAGAAUUUAUUAAAAAGAUACAAAUAAAUGCACAAGGUAAUGCACAAGAUUAAAAAUGUCAGAAAUAGAUAAGCCGCUGGAACAAAAGCCUUUCACAACUAAUACAACAAAAUUCAAAGAAGACAAAAAAAAAAAAAGGAACCGAAUAAUCCAGUUAUCUAUGCCGAAAAUGUCAAAAGCUGUUUGGCCCACCAUAGAACCACGGUUAGUAUGGGGUAACCAAGACCCAAUGAGACCAAUUAGUAAAAGUGCAAUGAACGCUAAGGCAUCUGAACGUCUGGAAAACUUGGCAACUCCCAAAAAAAAUUUCCAAUCGGAUGCUCCAUUGAAAUGUAGUAGGGAAUAUUUUAUGUAUUCAUGUGGGCGACCAUCCGUGAUUCUUGACGUCAGUCCAUUAGCUAUGAAGGCUGCAGCAAGUGAAAGAAUAGAAGAAUUAGCUAAACCCAAACGUCAUAUAACUGGAUAUACUGAUAAUAGACCUGGUUAUGUUCUCGGCUGUGGUCGAUCUUCACCUCUUUGGGAAGUGAGCGAUGCUGCUAAAACACUUAAGGAACGAGUACGAACCACUCAGCUUGCUCAACCGAAAACAACGCAUAGAGAUUACCAACCACCACGGAAGGUUGAAUGGAUAGUGUCCAGUGCGGCUAAAAACGCAACUACCCCUACUCGUAUUAAAAUGCUAUCAAACCCCAAAGAAAGAAAAGAAGGACCGUUUCGUUAUCCUCAAUGGGUUGUAGGAAAAGGAGCCAGAAAUGCUCAAGCAAGUAACCGACUUCAGGAUUUAGCAAAAGCCAAAAAAAUAACGGACGGAUAUCGUCCUAAUCGUGAUGUCGAAUGGAAAGUGCCACGUUCUGCGAUUAAAGCUUGUGUCACAGUAAGAUUAACAUCACUAGCUGCGCCUAUUGUUCGUGACACAAUGGAUCACGUCCAAUUUGAUCCGCUCGCAUUUGAAGUAAAAGAGAGUGCACUGAAAGGAAAAGUACCCGAUAGAAUUAACGAUUUGGCCCAACCUGUUAUAAGAGGUCCGAAAUUUUCGAAGUAAUAUAACUCUAUAUUUUAUUUAUAUUUGAAAGAAAUUUUUCAUAACAAGA